AUGUCGCGUCGAAGCAGAGGAAUCGCAAUUGCUAUCCGUUUGCUAGAGGAACUGACAAAGGGAGAAGAGCCUGCGGAUUUCGCGUCGGUGAAGGAGGGGAAGAGUCGCUCCAGAAUCCCUCAUGCGCUCUGGAAGCUUGAUCCAACCGCCAUCGAGCGAUCGAUGUCGGAGUUGAUUCACGCCGGAGUUCCUUGUUCAGAGGUCGGGGGCUUUGCGGAGGCGGAGGACUCUGUACGAUGCAAAUUUUACAAACAAACACUUGGGUUAGAGAAAUAA
Molecule: messenger RNA, 276 nt
Organism: Linum trigynum
Lineage: Eukaryota; Viridiplantae; Streptophyta; Magnoliopsida; Malpighiales; Linaceae
Source: the annotation of a GenBank genome assembly